Molecule: messenger RNA, 1172 nt
Organism: Moneuplotes crassus
Lineage: Eukaryota; Ciliophora; Spirotrichea; Euplotida; Euplotidae
Source: the annotation of a GenBank genome assembly
AUGUUAAAAAUAUUUAAAUUUAGAAGGAAGACCAAGUGGUGGCAAUUAUUAAUAAAAAGUAUCGAUUUCUUGAUAACCUCCUGUUCAACCAUAUCUGAAAAUGCUCAUAAACCCGAAAGGCUAGCAAAUUAUCAUCAAAGAAAGAGCCAGAUCAAGACAAAUGCAAAUUCAAAUAGUAAUAACCAUAAUGAAUCCUUCAUGAGCUCAACAUCCAACCAGUACCUGCUUAAAAACAAAAUUCGCAACAAUCAGAGGUUCUCAGAAGAAUUGUUCAGGAGAAGGACUAAGCUUAAAAGGAACAGCCGGAACCAAGAUACUGAAAGGGACAAUAUUAGUCCUCUGUUGAACCUGAAGAAGGAAUCUUCAGUAAGUAGCUUAAGCAAGAGCUCCUCCAAAGAGUCGGAAAUGUCAAAGUCAAAGUAAUGUGUUUAGUACUGAAAAUAACCGGAAUUCGGUACGUCCCUUUGACUAUUUCAGAACACGGUAAAGAGUAAUAUUGUCAGACAGGAGUCAUCGAAGGAUUCGGAAGAAAUUGAAGCAGAGAAAACUAAGAACUGUAAGAAGUUCGUAAGGGUACUUUCUGAAAGCAAAUAUUCAAAUACUUUCUCCAUCAUCCUGACUUUUGUUGCCCUCUACUUGGACGAUAUCCGGAUAGGCUUCAUUCCGAAGAGUGGGGAUCCCUAUAUUGAUACUAUAAUGCUGUUCUGAUUCUUAGCUUUUUUAUCUGAACUAAUAUAUUCAUGAUUCACACAGAAAGACUACUUAUUCUAGUUUCUAUUCUGGCUUGACUUAUUUGUAUUUAUAAGUCUGACAUUCGAUUUAUAUUUUCUGCUUGAUGCUCUGGAAGUUGCAUUCCAACUCCCAACAGAUGCAACGAGUGUAACCAGGGUGGUAGAGUAGGCCGGGCUGAUACAAAAGUUGACAGAUUAUUGAAAAUAAUCCGCAUGAUUAGAGUCUUCCGAGUUGAAAAAUUAUACAAAGAUACAAAAAUAGAAUAGAGGACCAAAAACCUGCGAUGAUGCCAAUUAAAAGACAAAAUCUUAAAACAAUCUCUGGGAACAAAAUGAUUAUAUGGAAGACAAAAUGGAUCGAGCUAUGAGGAACUGAUUAGUCAGACUGGGGAUUUUCCAAGAUAAGAAGCCAUUCGAGGACCAUCGCUAAGUUCUGUUCGA